AUGGCCUCCAAAGCCCUGCCUCAGGCUCUGAUAACAAUGCCAAGAAACCCUACCCAUCACCCGCCGGUAAAGCUUGGGUUUUCCGCUUCCUUCUCUCGUCGUUCUCCUUCUAAUUCCGCCCGGGUCUCGCUCUCUAGGGUUUCGUCGAGCUCAUUUGGGUCCAGCUUCUGUCCCAUCGUCGCUGCAAUGUCGAGACUGGACUUUGUUGUGAGAGCAGAUUCGAGCACUGAAGGUGAAGCUGAAGCAGUUGGAAGUGAAGAGGCCUCGGAGGCCAUCGUAGAAGCUGAAGCUGAACCAGUUGUGGAGUCUGAGCCUGAAGAGCCGAAGACGCCCAGAAAGUCUCGGGUUAAGCUUGGAGACAUAAUGGGGAUAUUAAACAAGAGGGCAGUUGAGGCAGCAGUGCAAGAAAGGCCAGUUCCGGACAUUAGAACUGGAGACGUUGUGCAAAUCAAACUGGAAGUUCCUGAAAAUAAGCGUAGGUUGUCUGUUUAUAAAGGCAUUGUCAUUUCAAGACAAAAUGCUGGCAUUCACACAACCAUUCGCAUUCGGAGGAUUAUGCUGGAAUAG
Prunus armeniaca (apricot) is the source of this 567-nucleotide messenger RNA. Lineage: Eukaryota; Viridiplantae; Streptophyta; Magnoliopsida; Rosales; Rosaceae. The record is from the annotation of a GenBank genome assembly.